AACUUUUUUUCCCCUCCACCACCCAAGUUUCUUUUUGUUUUUUUAUUUCUGUAUGACUGGGUGUGCCACUCCUCUGUAACAUGAGAGCCACAUGACCAAUAGGAAGACAAACAGUCUGGAAGUUAGUGUAUUUCUUCCGCAAACUUUAAAAGUUUUUGCUGUGUUUUAAGAGGAGCCAGCGAGUAGGCCACAGUCCAACAGCACUGGUAAAGAACUGUAAAAUCAGACUGAGAGACAUAUGCAAAGAUGGCAAACCAGCUCCAGCAGCUUGUAGCAGAGAAGAAGGAUAUGGUGGAGACUGUGAUGGAAUUGUUUGAACAGGGAGCUGAAGUGGUGGCCAGUAUCGCCGGUGACCUCUUCCCCGUUUUCUCCAUUGCUGCUCCAAUUGUUAAACUGGCUCUGGACAAUGUGGAAAGCAAAGAGGCGGUAUUCAUGAAGGAGCAGUUCCAGAAGGUCCGAGAGCGCCUGGAGGUGGUCUCAGAGGAGAUUCAGCGGAUCAACGAUGAGAUCAAGAAGAGCGGACUGGAUGCUGUGUAUUUCCCACUGGAAGAGAACAUCACCAACCAGUUCAGGAAGUACAUGGACAUCCUUAAUGCCAAGCCCAAGUUUAGGGAAGUCAAGAAGAAGCUUUUCCUGGAGCAUUUUGCCAAGACCGGCGGUGACAAAAACAUUAACACCCUCUACAACUCUGUGACCGGAGAAAACUUCUCUGGGGAAUCUGUGCUUGAGAUCACCCUGAACUACGAGGAGAAAAGUCGCCGGCCGAUGGAGGACUUCUGUGCCAGGUUGAAGAAUCUCUUCUGCAUCGGGCUUAUCGCGCUGUUGGGCCACGCCGCUCUGAAGGGAUAUGAUGAGGAGGAGGCGCUUCUGAAAGAGUGGGGUGAGAAGAUGAAAGUUGUCCAGAAUAAAAUGAAUGCUGUCAUUGAAGACUGCAUCGUCAGCUUCCCCAAACAGGCUGAGCUGGAUUCCCGUCGACUGGUGAGAGACCAGUCGGACUUAACCAGCCAGCAGCUAGCUGAUGCUAUCAUAGAGAAACUAAAGAAGAAAUAUGACUGGGUGGGCUGGUCAGUGCGUAUAUUCAAGUCUCCUUCAGGCCUGUUCGCCAACAAGAAGGAUUACCACUGCUCGACAGGGAAGAGUCGCUUCCAGGUCCCUUCAUCAGAUGAGAAACUUAACGUCUGGGUGUCCUACAGCUCCUCGGCUGAGCCUGUAGAUAAGAAUCACAUCGAGCAGCUGAUCCAGAGUCAGAAGAAACCCACGGUGGUGGGCGUAGCAGAGCUCCUGUUUGAGAAGUUGCCCGGCGACUGCAUUGUCCACACGAUCAAAACCAGCAAAGACCUGGCCUGCUGCUGGAGCUUCACAGAUGAGCUCCACUACUGGGAGGAGCACAAAAACUUCUACGUCUGCGUUCACUCGGCUUGAAGUUUUGGACACUAAAAAAACUCUCCAAAGUCAGUCAUUCUAUGUUUGUAGGCUACUUCAUAUUACACGGUUAAUCACAGUCUACCGCUGCCUGUCUGCGUGGCCUUAGCACUGAAAUAUUAUAUGCCUUAAUUUCACCUCUCUUGUAGUCUUUUUUAAAACUGAAUUAUUUUCUUUUUCUAAGAAUGUUUACUGUUAGUUUCUUGCAGACGUGGGGGUGCAUCAAAGUGAAGUCAAGUCAAUUUUAUUAAUACAGCCCAACAAAAAAAAAAUCACAAGUUUGAAAAAAGGGCCUUUAAAAUCUGUGCAGCAUACGACACCCUCUAUCCUCAGAUCCUCAAUUCCGGUAAGGAGAAACUCAGGAAGAGAAAAAUAGGAGGGAUCCCUCUUCCAGGAUGAACAGACACAACAGAUGUCAUGUGUGCAGACUUACACUAGAAAGAAAGUAACAUAACUGCAUUCUUAAAGUAUAAUGGCCUUUUUGAUCCCAUGCAGCUGUGAUUUGCUUAUUUCUCAGAACAGAAAGAAGAGCUUACUCCUUUUUUAGGCUGUAUUUUAUCUCAGUAUCUCUUUUUGUAAUGAAAUUAGUAAACUGUUUAUUGUAAUAAUCUACAACUUGAGGGUUGCAGAGAAAUUCUGGUGUAAGAUCUAUAUUUUCUUCUGAUCUAUAUUUUCUACUGUCGCUAUAAAUUUCAGGGGGACGUGGUUGUUUUGUUUCAGUGGGACACGUUGGGAAAGUUGUUGAGAGCUUAGAAUCCGGCUGCAGACAGAGAUUAUGUUUUGCCGGUAGUGAUAAGCGUUGACCUCGCCCUGUUGACGACAUAUAUACCAAAGUCAUGAGAGAGAAAAUUUUCAUUUGACAAAAAUAGUAAACCUUGUUACUGCCUGCUGUGCAGCACAAAGACUUUUGUCUCUUGUGCAAAGAAAGCACAAGAGACAAGGCCUUAUUUGCAUAGUGAACUGGUACCCAUGAAGCUUUAUUUACACACCUCACCAUAAACAUGCCAAGGCUUAGUGACAGCAACACUUUGUUUACAUACAGAUGCCUAGCAUAGAUAUUCUUGUGUUUCAUCUUUACCUGUGUGGUUGUGUCACACAAACCAGACAGUUGUACUUGCUCAAAACUUUAGCAUCAAAACUUUAUACAUUAUGUUGUACUUUUACACAGGAUUUACUUUUAAACAAGAAUAAACAGUUAGUGGUAUUUAGGACUACGUAAAUUUAGGGAUCUGUUUUUGACAUUUUGAUAUAAAUUUGUACAAACUGACAAUGACAUUGACACUACAUUUUAAUAGCUAAGUUGACUGUGCAGAAAGAUUCUGUUUAUAAUCUUAGAUGCCCCCUCACCUGUUUUGAUCAUUUGUGUUGUUGUUGUACGCCACUGUAAUCUGUGUUUCUUUUUUUGUUUGUGUAUGUGUUGUGUUUGUGUUAUUAACUAUUUGAAAAUGUCAUUAUCUUACCAAAACUUUCCCCAUAUUUACUCUAAAAUUAAUGAAAGAAAGUGUUGCACUUUUGUUUUAUAUUAUAUGUAUUUCCAAACAGUAUAUUUGGGUUGUUAGUGUUCCAAAUUCAAAAUCUUGUUGGUAAAUCAAAGCAAUCAAUGUAAUAAAUCUUCACUUUAAACUCGUA
Messenger RNA from Micropterus salmoides (largemouth bass), 3051 nucleotides. It is a transcript of the gene rpz4, whose product is annotated as rapunzel 4. The record is from RefSeq and is a predicted model, not a curated record. The coding region runs from base 247 to 1422 and encodes 391 amino acids. The transcript is spliced from 3 exons. Lineage: Eukaryota; Metazoa; Chordata; Actinopteri; Centrarchiformes; Centrarchidae.